Messenger RNA from Ostertagia ostertagi, 567 nucleotides. The record is from the annotation of a GenBank genome assembly. Lineage: Eukaryota; Metazoa; Nematoda; Chromadorea; Rhabditida; Trichostrongylidae.
AUGGAGGCAGCAAAGAUGUUGCAUUCGUUUUUGAAAAACAGAACCGGUGCUGGAGAAUGGAUUACAUGUACUGCUUCGCGCGGUUGCGCACGUCAGCCGAAUGUGCAUCACAGCGCUCCGCUUCAGGAAGCUCGAAUCGAAGCGCUGCUGGACGAGAUGCGACCGUUGCAUCAGCGAUCUCGUCCACAUCGGAUCUCGCAAGAAGAUGCGCCGCCCCCGUCACCGCCCAGCUAUGACGUCGUCUUUCAACCCAAACACGCACCACCACCCUACAGCCAACUUGUCCUGCGACCAGUGCAGUCAGUAUGGACUGUUCUCGAUCGUGAGCCGUUGUCGAAGCCUAAAAUUCGACCGACGUGGGCUGACUCUCCGAAACCGCUGAAGAGUAUGCAGAAGAUGUCACUGACCGACGACUCGACGACGUCGACGUUUUCGCUUCCGGACGAUUCCGUCACUGUGGACGACGUGGACUGUGGCAUCACCCCACGGAACACUCCCCGUCAAGCGAGUUUCAUGGCAGCCAUGACGCGUCAGGAAAUCCACGAACAAGACAAUGACGGUACGUGA